UACCAACUCGAGACAAAUAGGCCUCGAUCCAAACGUGCCACCGAUCUCUCCUCGCUGUUGCAAUCCCGCCAGCCUCUCUCCACCUCUCCCUCGCUCGUUGUUGCUGCUGAGCAUGGAGUGGAGCAGCGGAGCCGUCCUCGGCCGUGGCAGCUUCGGCACCGUCCGUCUCGCCUUCGUCCGACGCGCCGAGGACAACCGCCCGCUGGUCAUGGCGGUGAAGUCCGCCCCCCUCGCCACGUCCGACUCUCUACGCCAUGAGGAGUCCGUGCUGUCCGACCUCCGGUGCUGUCCUCACCUCGUCCGCUGCUUCGGCCAUGACGUCACCACCGACGCCGCCUCCGGCGCCCAGUUCUACAACCUCUUCCUCGAGUACGUCGCCGGGGGCACCCUCCGCGACGUGCUCGGCCGCUCCGGCGGAGCGCUUCGGGAACCUGCCGUCCGGCGGUACGCGCGCUCGAUCCUCCGCGCCCUGGAUCGCGUGCACUCGGGAGGGUACGUCCAUUGCGACCUCAAGCUUCAGAAUAUACUGGUGGAGAACGGCGGCGCGGACGUCAAGAUAGCGGACUUGGGGCUCGCCAAGCGGAUCGAGAAGGAGAUCGACGCGCGCGACCGUGGCAGCAUGCGCGGCACGCCGCUCUACAUGUCGCCGGAGUCGGUGGCGCGGCGCGAGUACGGGGCCCCGGGAGACAUUUGGUCGUUCGGUUGCGCGGUGGCGGAGAUGGUGACCGGUAGGCCAGCAUGGAGCGGGUCGGACGACGGAGAUGCGUGGGGACUGAUGUUCCGAAUUGGAUUCAGCGACGAGCUGCCGGAUAUCCCGAGCAAGCUGUCGGAGGAAGGGAAGGAUUUCCUGAGCCGGUGCUUCGUCAAGGACCCGUUCAAGCGGUGGACUGCAGAGAUGUUGCUGCAGCAUCCAUUCAUCGCAGCGGAGGAAGAUCUCGUCGAUGCCGCUGCGGCUUGCAAUCGAUGCAGUUCGACAGAAAGUUCGCCGCGGAGUGUCUUUGGAUUACCUCAAUGGUUGUCGCCGAGAUCUCCAUCAAAUUCUAUAGAUUCUUCCCUGAUGGAAUCAGUAGCUCCAGAUUCACGUGUUUCUUCUCCAUCCGAUCGUAUCAGGGAACUCGCAACGAUGCAGCAGCCCACUUGGUCCUCUCCUUCUACUUCUUCUUCAGCCGAUGGCUGGAUUGAUGUCAGGAUCUCUGAUGCUAAUCUCAAGUCAGAGGAACCAAAACAUGAAACUCAAGCAACUCUGGAGGAGAUGCUGAGUAGAAUUAGACGCAGAGAUGAUCUGAGACCAGAAAAUAGAAUCUAACAAAGAUGGGCUCUGCUGGCACAAUUCAGCUUUGCUUGUUAUUUCGACCCUUUAAGCAUGAAGGAUAGAACACAUUAUGACUCUCAUUCAACAAACGCUUUGACAGUGGAGUUUCUGACAAUUGAAUUAGGAGAGUCUGUCUGUCAUUGUUUUCCUUGACAGAGAAGUGUCAGGAGGUUCCUUCAGCUUUAAAUGGAUACAAUUGCUGAGAAGAUUGAUGCAACAAUUAGCUUGGAAAAUUGCUGUUGUUAUUUAUUCUCUAAUCUGCAAUGACAAAUGAUUAGAGAUGUUAUAGGCCAAUUUUCAGCAGGCUUCUCUCUCUCUUGACAUCACCAAUCCUUCAAACUAUGACAUGGUAGAUCAAUAUGCCAAGCAAAAAACAAGAAAUAACUGGUUGGUGGCUAAGAGUUUCAUCAUCACAUCAUUUUGAGAUCAUGCUUUGUUGGCUCAAAUUUAAUGGUCUAUAUCUCAGGGGACCUUGUAAUUUAAUAUUAACAUGUGUCUGCAGGCAACACU
This is a messenger RNA of Musa acuminata subsp. malaccensis (wild Malaysian banana), 1822 nucleotides long. RefSeq names its product mitogen-activated protein kinase kinase kinase 20-like. Gene Ontology annotation, molecular function: protein kinase activity; ATP binding. The record is from RefSeq and is a predicted model, not a curated record. Gene Ontology annotation, biological process: signal transduction; protein phosphorylation. Lineage: Eukaryota; Viridiplantae; Streptophyta; Magnoliopsida; Zingiberales; Musaceae.